Molecule: messenger RNA, 468 nt
Organism: Schistocerca serialis cubense
Lineage: Eukaryota; Metazoa; Arthropoda; Insecta; Orthoptera; Acrididae
Exons: 2
Coding region: 31-468 (145 amino acids)
Source: RefSeq, a predicted model, not a curated record
AGUACAAUUGAAGAUGAAAUUGGAGUGUCAAUGAGCGAGGAAAUGGAACACGAGUGUGAAGGAGAGAAUGACAUAGAAAAUGUAGCCAUUGAAGAUACUGACUCGACUCCACCAAUGACACCAGUUACUCCGAGAUCAUCAAACUCCAAUAACAGCUUGAGUAACGCUCCUCGUGGGAAGCGGAAACGUUCAAUGGAGCAUAAAACAGAUGAAAUAUUGUCACUGGUGGACAAAAAAUUGAACACAAUGCAGCCACCAGAUCCAUUCGACACAUUCGGCCAGCAUGUGGCGAACAAGCUACGUGCACUCACCCCCCAACAGAAUAUCAUUGCACAAAAAUUAAUCAAUGAUGUGCUAUUUGAAGGUGACAUGGAAGCUUUAAACAGAAACUUUAAGGUUGUUGAGGUUGACACACUUUCAAACAUGGAAAGCCAAAACCUGACACAGUUUUUUAAAGGUUUUCAAUAA